Drosophila kikkawai is the source of this 2619-nucleotide messenger RNA. The record is from RefSeq and is a predicted model, not a curated record. NCBI's taxonomy places the organism in Eukaryota, Metazoa, Arthropoda, Insecta, Diptera, Drosophilidae.
UGCGUUCCGUUAUUCCGCCACAAGAAAAGCAAGAAAAAACCGAGCAUUUCUGCGUGUUAUAUGUGUUAUUGUUUGUGAUCAGUGAUCAGUGGAUCCAGUGGAACGGACCAAGUGAAAGUGAACACACAAGAACGCCAAGGAAAAGAAGAAAGCUAAAGUGAAAAAAAGAUAAACUGCAAUCGCAUCGUGUAGGAAUUCGAAGCCAGAACCAUGUCGGACAUUGAGGAUGUUUUCGGUGGCUCCGCCGAGGAGACCAAGCCCGAAACCGAAGCCAAACCCGAUGCUGAUGCCGAGAGCAAGACCAGCGUGGUCACCGAACAUACCGAGGAGGUGAUUCCCGGCGAGACCGAGAAAAUGGUCACCGAGACCAUCGACGAGGACGGGGAUGUCGUGGAGGAGACCACCGAAGUAACCCGCAAAACUGUGAAACGCACCAUGAAGAUCACUGAGACUUCAGCCACCACAAAGACAACAACGCUCACCACUCCGGCCAAGCUAUAUGGCAAGGAUCUGAGUGAGUACGAUGAUGUGGAUGUGGAGAGCCUGCUGGCCCAGCUCUCGCCCGAGGAGAUAACCAUACUGGCCAAAGAAGUGGAUCCCGAUGACAACUUCCUGCCGCCAGAUCAGCGCUGCGGUUACGAGUGCACCAAGGAAGCCACCGGGCCGCUGAACCGCAAACAGCUAAUCGAGCACAUCAACAAGCAGGCUAUCGAGACCCCGGAUGAGCCGGAAUUCGAGCCUUUUGUGCAGGGUAAGGUGCGCGGCAAGAAAUGGGUGCCACCGCCAAGGGAUGCCCGCGAGAUUGAGGCCGAGGAACAGAUCGCCAUCGAUAUGGGCGAGGAGUAUGAGCAUGCCUUGAACGAUGCCACGCAGGAGGAGAUUAUCGAUUUGGCUGCCAUUCUGGGCUUCCACUCGAUGAUGAACCAGGACCAGUACCACGCCUCCUUGCUCAACAAGGGCCAGCCGGUGGGCCUGGGCUGGGAUGGCAUCACAAAGUCCACCCAGCAGAAACUCUUCCCCAUGGAUCCGCCCAACAGCACAGAUGUGGAGGAGUCCAUCAAGCGGGUCAAGGACGAUGACUCCAAGCUGAUUGACCUCAACUUGAACAACAUUAAGAACAUCUCGGACGAGAAGCUCGAACAACUGUUUGCCGCACUGCCUCAGAACGAACAUCUGGAAGUCCUCUCGCUGACAAAUGUCGGCCUCACCGACAAGACAGCCCUCCUGCUGGCCGAGGCCAUUGAGAAGAGCAAAACCCUGAGAGUAUUAAAUGUUGAGACCAACUUUAUCAGUCCGCCCGUGAUCGUCAAGCUGGUGCAAGCCCUGCUCAAGUGCCACACCAUUGAGGAGUUCAGGGCCUCCAAUCAGCGAUCUGCGGUGCUGGGCAACAAGAUCGAGAUGGAGAUCACCGACUUGGUGGAGAAGAACUCGUCGCUGCUGCGCCUCGGCUUGCACCUGGAGUUCAACGAUGCCCGCCACCGAGUGGCCGCGCAUUUGCAGCGCAACAUCGACAGAAUCUUCCGCGUUCAGAAACUCAAGCCCAAUCUCCCGAAGCUAAUCCUGCCCGGCAACAUGGAGAUUGAGCGGGAUCUGGUGGCCUAUCACCGAUCGACCACGCCCUCUCCAUCACCAUCGCCGCAGCCGCCGGCGGACUAUGAAGUGGAAGAGGAUCCCGAUAAUAUGGUUAUCCGUGGCGGCGGCGAGGCCUUCGAUCCGGAAUUCGACCCGGACAACAUGGUGGUGCCGGGCAGUCGCUCCGUGACACCAAACUACGACGAUGAGGGGGUCUACCAAGCGCACACGUGAGUGAGAAGAGUGCCACACGACCACCAACACCACCACCACCGGAGCCACAGAAUGCCACUCUGAACCACUCUGAGCCACAGCAAACCACAAGUUCGAGCCAUGUACAGACAGUCACCACUCUCGCCUUUCCCCUUUCCGUCUCAUUGGUUGCAUAACCUCGAUGUUGUCGUUGUUGAUGUUGCCCGAACACCCCGUGGACUCUGGAUGAUGCCAUAGUCCCACGAUCUUGCAGACCAAGAAUUUGUACAUACCCCAACAUGAAAAAGGAGAUCAAAAGCCACAAGAAUAUCAAUUUCAGAUGAUUACUUUUCAUAGGAAAACUAAAACUAUAAUCAAAAGUAUCUUUUAUCAAGUCAGAAUAUCAGCUUUAAAGUUGCACUUGAUUUUGCUAUGAAAAGUAACCUAAAUGGUGAUAGAUCUUGGCCAUAUCUUUUCUCAUUUGUGCAAAAACCGGAAACAGAUUCCCAGCACAAAAAAAAAACCUCCUUGUUAUUAUCUGUUUUCCAUGUCGUCGUUGUCAGCUGCUUUUUGCCAUUUGAAAUCGAACCUUGUAUAUAAUAUAUCCUCAAGAUCCUAUAUCAUUCAGAUCAGAUGCGUGCUAUUAACCCACACACACGCACACCACACGCCAUACACACACUCAUGGCAGCACUCUCUGUGUUUUGUAUCUUUGUAUCUUUCUAUCUCAACACGAAAAGCCCUCUCCAAAAAGAAAAGACAUCAGCCAAACGAUUCAGCAAAUCAGUUUUUCCAACAGUCAUUAUAAUUUAUAUUUCCUUUUGUGUCCUGUCUAUAUCACCUUUUGUUCUCUUU